UUUUUUUUACUGAUAACUGAGCAAUCACCUAAGCUUCACGCAAGUCAUCCAAACCCUCUACAAAAUAAACAUUACAUGGCCGCUUGCCGCCUAUUCACAAAUUUCAUCUUCUCUUGGCUCACUCCUAAGAGAUGCUAUCAGCAGGAAAUUAUUAUUAUUAUUUUUUUAUCUCCAGGCGGUCAUGUAAUAUUCUCUUUUUGUCUUACGCAAAACUUGUUUAUUUUGGGUGAAAAUGACCUCGUAUCCAUAUCAAACGUUUUACACCAGGCCUCGCUUAGAAAAUGAAGACAAAGAUGGUCAAGAUGCACUAAAAUUUGACUUACAUAAAUGUAAUUCGCUGACUGGUUGAUUGACGAGUUGAUCGAUUCGCUCUUUCGGAUCCUUUCGGCGUUUCGAGUUUACCUUAGAAAACAACCGUUUAAAUAUGUAUCCAGUCGAGGAAGAUAUUUCGCGUUGACACGAUAUUUCCGCUUAACAGGAAUGUUUAAUUUUCUAUUUACAGUUGUUCUGUUCCGUUUUCCGUGCGUUACAGGCCAGCAUCAACGUUUGAUCCAAGGUGAUCAUGGUUUAAAGCGAUCUAGUUUUCAACACGGGUUGUCGUACGCAAAUUUUAAAGCUCACAAGUUUCAGCAUCUUCAAGGAUCUCUCUUAGACUCUUCUUGUGAAGUAGCCCGGGCCACAGAGUGCAGUUUCGCCUGUGUUGCUAAUGCACCCUGUGUUUCGUACAAUCUUGCUUUGUCUCCAAACGAAAAUGGAAAGCUUCGCUGCGAGCUGCUUAGUGAAGACAAGUUUAGAAGCCCUGACAAACUGACCGACUCACAACAAUUUCACCAUUACAGCAUAAAGGUAUUAUUGAUAAUUUGAAAUCCAGCUUAAUAUAACAUUUAUAUUCACUAUUGCAAAGAGUUGUUUUACCAACAAUGAUGUGUGUUUAGUGGGAUUUUUUUCUUGUAAAGAAAAGAGGAAAAAUGAAAUUGGAGGAAUAAAAUAAUAAAUUUUAUGAUCAUGAUCUAAGUGUCUGUUGCGGGCGAGGUGCAGUCCUCGCGGGAGCUAUUUUGAGAGCAAACUCUAGAUAUGCCGUAUGUUAUGUUGUCAUCUUAAGCCGUUUUAAAACGUAAACAAGUAGUCUGUACGAGAAGAAAACUGCUGUUGACUUUUUACAAAUCUCUUUUUUUUUUCCAGAUAUAUUCAAGUUUGAUAUGUAAAUUAGCAAAGUGAUGAACUCAUCCAACUCUUGAUUACAUAUGAAGAAAAGAUUAGAAAUGAUGUAAUUACGCGUGGUGUUUGGCUGUUGGAGACUUUUCUAUAAUCAUAUUUUUCUGCAUUCUCUGUAUACUCGUACAAACGUGUUUCAACAAUGCUAUACAUUUUCAUGUUUUUUGUUUUAUUGUAGACGCCUUGCUCAAGGAAUCGGUGCAAAAAUAACGGCAGCUGCAUCCCAAAUUACGAAGAGGAUCAAUACCAUUGUGUUUGCGCGCCGGGCUAUAGUGGUUUUCAUUGCACGAGAGGGUGUGGAGGUCCCUUGGGAAUGGAGAACCUUCAAAUAGCAGCAGCACAGAUUUCAGCGUCUUCUCAGUUUGAUGGAAAUCAUCUCCCAAGCCACGGAAGGCUGCAUUUCAAGGGUGGCCACGGAGCAUGGGCCGCAGGUGCGAGUGAUCCUAAUCAGUGGUUUCAAAUCGAUCUUCGUGUUGAGGCAAAUGUCACCUUUGUGGCAACUCAAGGGAGGUACGGUAGCUCCGGGCAACGGGUGACCCAGUACAAGUUACAAUACAGCAAGGAUGGACUUUCGUUUCAGGUUUAUAAGCAGAAUGGAGAGAACUCAGACAAGGUGUUUGUUGGAAACAGUGAUCAAGACACCGUGGUAAAACAUCCUUUGAUUCCUCCAAUCGAAGCGCGAUACAUCAGACUGAUACCCACAGCAUGGAAUCACCACAUCUCCAUGAGGAUAGAGCUCUACGGAUGUUUUGAGUGUCUGGCUCCGUUGGGAAUGGAAAACUUUAAAAUAACUCCCACACAGAUAACAGCGUCGUCUCAAUAUAGUGGAAGUCAUAUCCCAAACUAUGGAAGACUACACUACAAGGGUAAUGCCGGCGCGUGGUCAGUAAAAGUGAGAGAUCUACAUCAGUGGAUUCAAAUCGAUUUUGGAAUUGAGACAACUGUCAGUUAUGUGGCAACUCAAGGAAGGCAUAAUAUCGAGCAGUGGGUGACCCAAUACAAAUUACAGUACAGCAACGAUGGAAAUUCAUUUCAGGUUUUAAAACAGCACGGAGAGAAUGCAGAUAAGGUGUUUGUUGGAAACAAUGAUUCUGACACCGUGGUAAAACAUCACUUAACUCCACCAAUCAAAGCACGAUACAUCAGACUGACACCAACAGCAUGGAAGGGCCACAUCUCCAUGAGGAUGGAACUCUACGGUUGCCUUGGUAACUGACCCUUUAAUCCAACCCUGAAAGUCAACAAUCAGUAAUUUUUACUUGAUUGUACCUUGCCUUGGAAACUGACCCUUUAAUCUACCCUUAAACCCAACAAUAACUAAUUUUUACUUCUUAGUAUCUUCACUCUAGGAGAAAGGGCUUUAGAAGACUUGAAAGAGUUUAUUACUGCACGGGAGUACGUGCGAGAUGUGGGAGACUGGCUACUAGUGAGCAUGUUAACGGCUAUGAAAAUGUUGAAAAAACGAGCAAAUCGGAAAUUUAUCACAAAAUUGUAAUAAUGACCCUUCGCGGCGGUUUGUCUAUGGGAACUCAUCCCAUCAAAGACAUUCUUUACGCACAGAUCAACGAAGUUCUCAAAACGAUUUCCUAAAGCCUAUCCGUAAUUAAAACCAUAGAUGUUGAAUCUCUUUUUCGUUUCACCCUUAAUGUUAACUGCAAGAAUUCCUUUUAGUCGCCUCAGUAAAGAGUGAUUUGCUGCAUCCUGAAUCUCUUAUUUGUGAGCAGCAGAUCUAGAUAAUUCUGGAUUUUUUGUCACCUGUAGAGUGCGUUCGAGUUCGCAAAGCUAUACCGGUUAUUUGUCACCUUGACGAGCGUCGCGCACUCUUCCGACCACGGAAUACAGAAAAAAAAAA
Orbicella faveolata is the source of this 3067-nucleotide messenger RNA. RefSeq lists its product as uncharacterized. The record is from RefSeq and is a predicted model, not a curated record. NCBI's taxonomy places the organism in Eukaryota, Metazoa, Cnidaria, Anthozoa, Scleractinia, Merulinidae.